This is a messenger RNA of Macaca mulatta (Rhesus monkey), 5981 nucleotides long. The record is from RefSeq and is a predicted model, not a curated record. Lineage: Eukaryota; Metazoa; Chordata; Mammalia; Primates; Cercopithecidae.
UUCACAGUAAAUCUUGCUGCUGUUUGCUCUUUGGGUCCGCACUACAUUUAUGAACUGUAACACUCACUGGGGAGGUCUGCAGUUUCACUCUGGAAGUCAGAAAAACCACGGAUCCACCGGGAGAAACAACUCCGGACGCGCCACCUUUAAAAGCUGUGACACUGGCUGUGAAGGUCUGCGGCUCCCUCCUGGAGUCAAACCAGACCACGAGCCCACCGGAGGAAAGAAACUCCAGACACAUCCGAACAUCUGAAGGAACAGACUCCAGAGACACCAUCCUUAAAACCUGUAAUACUCGCUGGGAGGGUUCGCGGCUUUGUUCUUGGAAGUCAGCCAGACCAAGAACCCACCGGAAGGAAUAAAUUCCGGACACAGUAAUAGUGUGAACGAUCCCGGGAACAUGUCCUUUGUGAAGGAGACGGUGGACAAGCUGUUGAAAGGCUACGACAUUCGCCUGAGACCCGACUUCGGGGGUCCCCCGGUCUGCGUGGGGAUGAACAUUGACAUCGCCAGCAUCGACAUGGUUUCCGAAGUCAACAUGGAUUAUACCUUAACCAUGUAUUUUCAACAAUAUUGGAGAGAUAAAAGGCUCGCCUAUUCUGGGAUCCCUCUCAACCUCACGCUUGACAAUCGAGUGGCUGACCAGCUAUGGGUGCCCGACACAUAUUUCUUAAAUGACAAAAAGUCAUUUGUGCAUGGAGUGACAGUGAAAAACCGCAUGAUCCGCCUUCACCCUGAUGGGACAGUGCUGUAUGGGCUCAGAAUCACCACGACAGCAGCAUGCAUGAUGGACCUCAGGAGAUACCCUCUGGACGAGCAGAACUGCACUCUGGAAAUUGAAAGCUAUGGCUACACCACGGAUGACAUUGAGUUUUACUGGCGAGGCGGGGACAAGGCUGUCACCGGAGUGGAAAGGAUCGAGCUCCCGCAGUUCUCCAUCGUGGAGCACCGUCUGGUCUCGAGGAAUGUUGUCUUCGCUACAGGUGCCUAUCCUCGACUGUCACUGAGCUUUCGGUUGAAGAGGAACAUUGGAUACUUCAUUCUUCAGACGUACAUGCCCUCUAUACUGAUAACAAUUCUGUCGUGGGUGUCCUUCUGGAUCAAUUAUGAUGCAUCUGCCGCUAGAGUCGCCCUCGGGAUCACAACUGUGCUGACAAUGACAACCAUCAACACCCACCUUCGGGAGACCUUGCCCAAAAUCCCCUACGUCAAAGCCAUCGACAUGUACCUUAUGGGCUGCUUCGUCUUUGUGUUCCUGGCCCUUCUGGAGUAUGCCUUUGUCAACUACAUCUUCUUUGGAAGAGGCCCUCAAAGGCAGAAGAAGCUUGCGGAAAAGACAGCCAAGGCAAAGAAUGACCGUUCAAAGAGCGAAAGCAACCGGGUGGAUGCUCAUGGAAACAUUCUGUUGACAUCGCUGGAAGUUCACAACGAAAUGAAUGAGGUCGCAGGUGGUGUUGGCGAUACCAGGAAUUCAGCAAUAUCCUUUGACAACUCAGGAAUCCAGUACAGGAAACAGAGCAUGCCUCGAGAAGGGCAUGGGCGAUUCCUGGGGGACAGAAGCCUCCCGCACAAGAAGACCCAUCUACGGAGGAGGUCUUCGCAGCUCAAAAUUAAAAUACCUGAUCUAACCGAUGUGAAUGCCAUAGACAGAUGGUCCAGGAUCGUGUUUCCAUUCACUUUUUCUCUUUUCAACUUAGUUUACUGGCUGUACUAUGUUAACUGAGUGACUGUACUUGAUUUUUCAAAGACUUCAUUUAACACGAGUGAAAUAUUACUCUGCCUGUCAAGUUUUUAUACCUGUACACACACAGACACACACACAAGCAGACACACACAUAUAUACAUACGCAAUUGUAUAUAUAUGUGAACUUUCUCAGCAUAUAUAUAAAAUACACGUGUAUAUGAGGAUGUAUGUGUAUAUGUUUAUACACACAGGAGUCAGUGCCCAUGUGUAUGGAAGACAAAUACACAUACAUAUAUACAUUUUGCAGCUAUGGACAAUUUACCACAGGAUGCAUAUUAAAGAAAGUCAUAGUUUUUUUCUUUUUUAAUUGAAAGGGACAAGUAUCUAAAUAUUAUGCCUUGAGAAUGAGGGCGUGAAACACAAUAUCAUCCCCAAAUGUGUCUUUUAUUACCAUAAGUUAGAUGUUUUAGUUUAAAAAUCAGAAAGACAUUCUUAGUUAAUCUUUGAAAACUCAUACAGUGGUAUUGCUAGUUUAAACUGAGUCACUCACUUCAUAUCCUCUCGUUCAGUUUAGUAAGCGAAGGCUUCUUGGCUUUUCUGGUGAUGAGGUUUGUUUUCAUCGGGCAUACGUUUUCUGUAAUGGUUUAGUGGCUGGGGUGAGCCACUGGCAGUGUGCUUACCUGUUGUCUUAAACAUAGAUAGAUCCCACGUUGAUGUCUGAACGACCGUCUUUUGAAAACCCAUCGGGAGUGAAUGGCAUCUCAUUGUAAGUACUCUAAUAUACAGUGUGUAGUUUGUUUCUCUUGUUCACUUGGAGUGGAUCCAGCUUCACUGUCAUGUGCGAACACAGUGGCACGUUUUGCCAAUGACAUUUCAAUCACUGAAAAUGUGCUCUACAUCUCGUAUGGAUUUCUAGGCCUGAUAUCCAACAGAAAGCAUAGACGUCUCAGGUUAUUCGUUACUCUAAGGUAAAACCAUCUAGGAUGAUUUUCCCCCUUGCAGUUAUGUUAUCAAUCAUUCUUAUAACAUUGUAUGUUAAUAGAAAAUAUAUUUGCAUAAUAUGCAUAUAUAUGUAUAUUUACCAAGAUUCUGUUUCUUAACGCUUGCUAUCAUGGCAGCAUGCGAUGUCAUAUUUUCCUUUAUGUGAUGUAACUACUUUCUGUUAUCUAGAAAUUAAGAUUGAAGCUAAAACACUUCUGUUCAAUUUCGGAAACUAAGAAACAUCCUCAUGCCUUUAUUUCUGUAUCUGACAUACUUCAUAAGCACAUCCAACUACUCCUAGACUGACUAGGAUUCUGCAGGAACAUGACCCCUACACACCACGCGUCACCCAACGACCCAUGACCGUUCUCUGAGGCAAAGGAGGGCAACCUGACGGCAAACACAGUCACUGUUGCUUCCUUCUGAUCCACAGCCUCAUCAGUAUUUGGACUUUUUAAAGCUCGUAGAAACAAGACAAGGUGCACCGGUUUCAUAGACGCAACCUUAACUUACUAUUUAGAUGAGAUCUUUCUAAAGAAAAAAAAAAAGAGAUGAUAUAUUUUUUGUAAACAAUAUUUCUAUCACAGGCAUCCAUAAACUGAAAUGACUACAGUUGUGCAAACAGGUGUCACAGUGAAGUUGAGCAUUUGGAGAAAAAAUAAAAAGCAAAAUUUGCAGGAAGAACUGCUAAAUUAAUACUUUAUCCCAAAAUGCCACGUAUGCCUCGCCCUCUCUGUUCUAUCCAAAACCAAGGACCAGAGUCUAGCCCAGUGCUCCAAUGGCUGGCCCCAGUUGUCUCGACAUAGGUAGGGGCACCACCUUCCCUGAGGAUGCGUGUGGUGUGGACUAUCCCCAUGAGCUGACCACUACUUGAUUUUUCUUUGGUGGCUGUAACAACCUUUAAUUUGUGGGCAUCUGCAACAGUUCAAAACCCACCAUCAGACGAAACAUAAUCCACAAAAUCUCACGCUAGAGGCAUUUACCUCCUUUAAGGCCCUUUUCCCUCCUUCAUUCCUAUCUUUUUCCUCCUAAUCACUGCUCUCUGGUUUUAUUUUCAUCUGGAGACUAGCCAGGGAUUCCUUUGGCUUUGGCUUUUCUCUGACAGUUUUUUCCAUCGGUAACAAUGGGGGAUCCUAAAAGUUAAACAGAUUGGGAAAAACCUUGUAAGUGGCCUUAUCAUUAUUAUCAUGUUAAAGAAAAAAAUACAUUUGCAAAGACCUUAUCCCUUUCAAUACUUCAGGUAUAUCUUUUUCCGUAUCCAGUAAUUAAAGGUGUGAGGUCCACAUGCGGAAGAGGGACCCCAAAAUGUACAUGGAUGUGGACAAAAACAGUCGAUGGUCUAUUUAAGUGUAUAAUGUAUACUGUUCAGAACUGUGACAUUAAUUCUUUCUGGGAGAAAAGUGAUUUACAACUUUUUUGAUGCAUAGUUGAGGUACCCAAAUAUCACAGGCAGAGACCCCAUGAGGCUCCAAGGAGCUGCAGUCUCCUUCCCGAGGUUUUCUGGAUAUAAAUUUGCAUGGUAUAGUCAUAAUAGCUUUUGAGCUUUUUAUAUGCAUUUGGCACCAAGACUGGGAUCCACAACUUUGUAGACACCGUGAUGAAGUUAACAUAUUAGCUAUACUAUAAAUAGUGUUUGUAACUACACACACACACAAACACACACACACACAAAUACAUACAUAUAUUCUGUAAAAACAAAAAGAGAAAACUUUUUAAGAUCCUUGGGUAUGUGUUUGCUUUACUCCAUUUCAGAAGAAAAUUACUUUUCUUCUAACAAAAUUAUUUUAUAGCUUCUCCAUUUUUAAAACUUGUGAGAACAUUGAGAAGAGAACUCUGUGUUAACAGAAGAGAGUUGAAUUGGAGUCUCUGUUGUGUACAAAUGACCUCUCAUUACUCCACAGUAGUUAUUUGAGCCAGUGACUGAGCCGCGUUGAGGAAUCCUGAACCCGGACCUCUGACGUUGUUGGGAGGUGGCUGCUACCCACACCCAGACCUCUUGCGUAAGGAGAGAAACAUUAUCAUUGGGGAUAUAAUGAGAUUUCUUUCUUAACAACUGAAAGUAAUAAAAAGUUAAUUUUCUAAGUAGUCCUGUCUUUCCAAAAUGCGCCACAGGGGCUCAAGAUCUACAGAAGAAUCUUGUUAUGACAGUUUGUUAUUACCCAUAUUCAGAUAUCCUUGAGAUCAUGGAAGAGCCCUGCUACAUAACUCCCUACAGAGAAAGACUGAUAGACUUGAGUGCUCCUUAAAACAAGUGUUACUCCUGUUCACCAACCCCGGGACUGUGGAGGGGUUCCACUGUCUAUACCAUGCGACAUCCAUUUCCCCCUGAAUCUCAAACGAACUAGAAGGUAUGUCAUGAGAAUAUUUCCAUUAGGUGUGGAAGCUACCUGUACAUCUGCAAUAUCUUGUGUUUUUAAUGCCAGCACCCAGAACUUUGACAUGUUCGGUCACUCCCUCAAAGGCACGUCUCUCUCGUCCAAACACAGCACUGACAUUUUCACCAAGGGGAUCAUCUCAAAGGUGAUGCCGAACAAGUCUGGGGCUGGUUUUAAGGGGACAGGCACAUUGCAGUUGUAGAUGUUCGUUUUCAGCAUCUAGUAGAUAAUCCAUUGGUGUUUGUCCCACCGUGGUGUGUUCUAACAAGAAUGUGUCCGACUUUGAAUCUCCUGGCUUGAAAGUAUAAACCAUCACUUAAUUCUUAUUUUAACUCUCCACCUGAAAACCAGUUCAUGUUUCUGGCCAUUUUAUGUAAGCAAAACCGAACACUUGGUGAAAUAUUUUGUUACUCUUGGAAUUGACUCUGGCUCUCAGUGUGAGCCAUUAGAGUAACAUCGAAUCUUGGGGUAAAGAGCUGCCCAGGUAAAUUAAAUUUUUCCAGGACACUAGCUAGUGUGCCUUGGAUUGAUUACCUCUUUUACUGCAUUGAAAGGUGCCAUGUUUUGCUGAAAUACUAAAUUCCCAACACCUGGGUAAACAAUGACCUCCCAGAGAGUGGCUCCCGUGUGCCUCUCCCUAGGACCAACCCCGUGAACAUGUUUUGUCACACUUGUCUCAUGUUUCUACUUCACAAGUCAGUUGAGUGUGUUUAAGGUAAGUACAGGAUUAUUCUAGUAGGAAUAGGCGAUUGCUGUCAUAAUCAAUUCUCAUGUUGAUUUCAUUUUAUUGUAAAGAUAAAUUUAAACCCAGUUUUGCUUAAGCACAUUGAUGUAAUUUUUUGGUAUUAUUUGACAUGAAAAAAACAGCAAAAUUGAGUGAUAGAUACAAUAUGAAACUUGUUGAUGAAUGAAUUCAAAUUUAUUAAAAAAGGACUAACUGA